CUGUUGCAACUCGGUGUUCUUUCGCUUGGCGUUUUCCUCGCCCCGCUUGUGCUCGUUGACUUGCCGCUUCACAGUGGCGAGCUCAGCCUCCUUCUCCUCAUACCGCUCUUGCAACUUCUUGUACUCUUCUGUGUCCAUUGUGUUGCUCAGCUUCCUCAAGUCCUGACACCGACCAACCAAAGGGGACAAAACAAAAACAGCGAACAGACUCGUGUCUCUUGUGUGCGCUUGCUGAAUGCGUGCGUACCUCGUUGGCGUUUCGCAGCUGCUUCUGCAGCCGAUCGACCUCCUCCUGCAGUUCCUCGAUGAACUGCUGCUCGCCGACGCUCAUUCUCUGCCGAGAGUUGGUGGUCAGCGACCCUCUGCGGGAAGAAGGGCCCUUCUCUCUGGGCUCCUCCUCCUGACAAGCCUGCGAUAUCGCGAUAUAUAAGCGAUAUGCGUGCCUCAAUGUCCCCUCCGAUAUCUCGUCGAGGUUUCCCAUUGACAGUAGUCCGCUGUCCAUUGUCGCGAACGCACUCUUCCGUCGCUGCUGCGAGGACCGACCUGACGCGUCAAGUCUCUGCCCGGGACUGCGGUCCAUGGCUGAUACGUGAAUGGACAGAGGACGCACCUGUUGGCGAAACUGCUCAUUCUCACUCAGCAGCUGCGCGGCGAUCUUGGCUGCGAGCUCUUUAUUGGCAGCACCAGAGGCAGAGGCUGCCGACUCUCGGCGGCUUGCGGCUGACUCUCCUUGAGACGACGUGAAUGACUGCGAGAGGCCGCCGUGCGAAGCCCCGCUGCCCUGCCGAGACGGCACACUGGUGAUAGCCCUGCCCAUGGCAUCGAGGUCGCUGUGGCCGCUGGAAUCCACGAAAGGAAAGGCCCCGCCGUGCUGACUGCUGGAGGACACGACCUCACUCGUCCCUGCCCCGAUGUCGCUGCCACUCCUUCCCAGACUCAGUCGAACACCCUUUCGCGGCGAGGGGCUGCCUGCUGUCGAGACGGUGAGGGGCUCUCGUUCAGAGGGGCUGAGGGUCGAUGGCCUGCCCUUCAAUGCUCGCUCAGGGAGGACACCCUCGAGAGUGGGGGGCACCACCUUGGGUAAACCGACCGUAACUCGCUUGGGCCGAACCGAGUCAGAAGGAGCAGAUCCGCUGCUGCUCCGCUCUGCCAUUCCUGCCAGGCUAAGGAUGGGCGCUUGGGCGGGCGCCUCGGGCGGGUGCUCGGGCGACUCGAGGCUCAGCAUCUGGUCAGUGCUCAUGCCUCGCACUGUCCCUUUGGGAUUCUCCUUCUCCUUCGUUGCAAAUAUGUCGGGGUAAUUCCGCCUCAGGGUCCUGUCGAUGUCCACCAUGCUGUGGCGCAGCUCGUCCGCCGAUGGAAGGCUGGUCAUGUUGUGAUGGGGAAUGGGCAUGGCUGAGCACGCUGUGUGACGGUCGGCGUUGCUGGGUAUCAUUGGAAACGUUAUUGUUGGCGCUGUUUACUUAAGUGCUGGGCUUUGCAAAUGCUUUGCGGAAUCCUCGUCUGCCCCCACUCAGCCCCCUGCGAGCUUGCAUGCAUUGCCUGGCAGCUUCUCCCCCCCCGCGUGCUCUCUUCACGACUGCCUUCCUGGCCUGGCAAGACGUAAGUAUUAUAGAAUACACGACCACAGCUCUCUUUUGCAGUGACAAACAUGAAGAGGGGAGCCAUCCAGCGCCGCGUGCAUGCCAGUGCACGGUGCCACACCGGCAAGCUGCCAGAUGGCGUCAACAGAUCUCGCUCUUUCAUCUCAUUACAUGUUCUCAUUACGUGUUCUCAUUGCGCAGGUGCUCUCAGCAUCUGCGUGUCUCUUAUGUUUCUUGUGUGCUAGUUACAAAAAGGACCCACAGCUCUUGAUGUAUUGAUGGUGGCGGACAGACCCACUGGCUGUGUCUGUGUGUUUGUGUGUGUCGCUUUGUCCAUCAGUAAGACUGAGAUGGCAUGGAAGUCCGCUACUCAGUUCGGUGGAUCCGUGUAAACAUUUAAUUGGCAGGUCAACGUGAAGACGAAGAGUGUCAGCCACACACAGACAGACACCAUGACCCAUCAGCGGCCAUGCAGCGAUGCAGCCAGCCACAGAAAGGCAGCCGGCCUCCCUACUACCCCACCACCACACCACACCACACCACACCACACCGCACCACCACCACUUUCCGCCGCUGAAUAAAAGCCACCACAUAUACACACACAUCUUACACUGCUGGAUGGAUGGAACCCAUCCAUCCACCCACACACCCACCCACCCGUGGGAAUGGAUAGAAUAAAAGUCACGUCACCUUCUCGAUAAACGCCCACACCCACACCCACCCACCCACACGCACACGGAAACAAAAACACCUGCAUGGCAUGAAUCGAAUCAGUCAUGCACACGGGAGGGAAGAGGUAACUCACGAGCGGAAAAAGGCACCGCGUGAAUGAGUGAUAUACAAAAGCAAUCAAUGGCCAUGGGGCAUGGCAACCAUGGGCCUGUCUGUGUCUGUGUCCGAGGCAGUGUACACAAAAUGCGUGUACCUGUCUGUACCUGUGUGUGUGUGAGCACAUCCACCCACUCCCCCACCCACUCCCCCACACCACCGACCCACAUCUGUGUGACCUUCCCGUGACGCCCUUACACAUGCACGGGAAGCAGCUUGUAGAUAGACUUGUGUACAGGAGGACCUCCCCCCCCCCCCCCC
This is a messenger RNA of Vitrella brassicaformis, 2669 nucleotides long. The record is from the annotation of a GenBank genome assembly. NCBI's taxonomy places the organism in Eukaryota, Vitrellaceae.